UCGAGCCAACCCACUAUGACGUCACCAGGAUGUAAAUAGUCCGCAUCGAGGCCUGCUUGGUCUUUUUCCUCUCCCCUUUAGUGUAGGGCGGCAGGUUUGUCUCUCGAAGACUUUAACACCAACGCGGCAAAAUGAUCAUCUACAGGGAUGCUAUCUCGAACGAUGAGAUGUUUACAGAUGUCUACCCAAUUAAAGAGACCCCAAUCUUCUAUGAAGUUGAAGGAAAGCACAUCACUGUGGUUGAUGGCAACAUUGACGGAGCUUUAAUUGGCGCUAACGCAUCAGCUGAAGAGCCGGAGGAAGGUACAGACUGCAACUCUGUCUCCGGUGUUAACGUGGUCCUCCACAACAAGCUGGUGGAGACAUCGUAUGAUAAGAAGAGCUACAUCGUCCACAUCAAGGAUUACUUGAAGAAGAUCAGAGAAAAGCUGGACUCUGAAAACCCCGAGCGGGUGGACCAAUUCAUGACGGACGCCAACGCCGAAGUCAAGAAGCUCCUCCCUGCGCUCAAAAACCUCCAGUUUUUCACAGGAGAGUCCAUGAACCCAGACGGCAUGGUUGCCAUCCUGGACUACCGUGAGGAUGAAUCAACUCCUUACCUGCGCUUCUUCAAAGACGGCCUGAUCGUAGAGAAAUGCUAACUACAUGGACUAACGUGCUUGCCAACGCCCCCCCCUCCAAGAGCAUCAUGGCCCACAAGUCAAAUAUGAUUGGUCACACAAUAGUUUUUAAAAACUUUUUCCCUUUGCUACUUUCAGUAUUUUUCUGCCUCAGGAUUAACGGAAUAUGCUCAAAGCUUCAGGAUUUGGACUUUCUGGAUGUUUUUGGCAAAGAUUUGAAAGGCUCAACGUUUGCCAUGCUGGUUGGAUUUAUGGUUGCAUUCAAAAUUCCAUUUCCUUCUGGUUUCAUUUGAGAAUAAACGCGACUACCACCA
Messenger RNA from Doryrhamphus excisus (bluestripe pipefish), 934 nucleotides. RefSeq names its product tumor protein, translationally-controlled 1 (gene tpt1). NCBI's taxonomy places the organism in Eukaryota, Metazoa, Chordata, Actinopteri, Syngnathiformes, Syngnathidae. The record is from RefSeq and is a predicted model, not a curated record. Gene Ontology annotation, cellular component: cytoplasm. Gene Ontology annotation, molecular function: calcium ion binding.